CCGACCCGAAUUAAAAUCUAGCAUACAUAUGUGCACACACAAGAGCAUUAGAAACUACCACUCCUUCCAUGUCCGGGUAUAAGAAAAUUUAAAACCAGGCAUCACCUCAAUUUCACUCAAUCCCCCAUGAAACCCCAUAAUUUAUAUUCCAAAUUUCUCAAUCCUUAGCCUCUAGGGUUUUUUCCUCCUAAUUUAUGGCCUUGGAUAGAAUACUUGAGCUCCUCAUUGGUUUGUAAGUGAACUGGGAUUGGGAAAGUUUCAUAGGUACUAAUCAAAUUGCAGAUUCUGAGAUGUUUAGUCAAGGGAGUUAUAAUACUCAAUUUGGACAAGGUCCUCAGACACCCAGGGCACCUCCAUUUUUACAGCAGCCACCGGUUCUGCCUCCUUUACCUCACAAUUUCCAGCAAGGUCCACCGUUACCAUCAUCUCAAGUUCUACCUCGCCCUGGUCAGCCUGGCCUGCCUAUAUAUCAGCAUGGUCCUAUGGCCCCACAUCUUGCAGUUCGGCAAGGUCCACUUCGGUUGCCCACCGCAGGUCAGCCUUAUUUGCCUCCACCGCCAACAGUUCCCGGACAGUUGCCACAUGUAUAUACAACUAUACAGCAUUCUUCUUAUUUAGCACCUGGACUCCCUCCCCCUCCUCCUCCUGGAGCUCCAAUGCAUCAGCUGCCUCGCCAGCCAGUGGGUUUGCAGAGUCUACAGCAAGUUCCACCACCCCCUCCUCUCCCUCCUACUUAUUCAAGUUUAGCUCUAUCUGGGAGUACUUCAGCAGAAACAGUUGGAAACUCUCAAAUGGCUUCCACGGUUCUUCCACCAACGCCUCCUCCUCCACCACUACCUCCUUCUCCACCACCAAUUCCACCAUCUUCACCACCACCUGUCUUUUCCUCAUCUUCAGUAUCUAUGCCUCUUCCUGCUGGUUCCGACAUAUCCCAUGUCUCUAAUCUUGCUGAUUCGAACAAACUACUCAAACAGACUGCGCAUAAUAUUCCUGUACGCAAUUUUUCUGUGGGUGAUGGAAGUCUACUUUUGGAACGUCGAAGUGGCAGCGAUGUGAAUUGUCCAGGCAAAGAUGUUUCUUCAUUGAAAAAAAUUGCGGCAUCUUAUGAUCCUUGUCCACCUAAGCCAAAAGAAGAGAGAAUUGUCCAGAAGAUCGAAGAUUUUUGCCAACUCAUUGCCAAGGAUGGUUCUUCUUAUGAAGAAAUGGCUCGUCUAAAGGAAUAUGAGAAUCCAGAGUUCAAGUUUUUAUUCGGUGGUGAGCCGGAAAGUGAAGCUGCAAUUGCACAUGAGUAUUUUUUGUGGAAAAAGAAGCAGAGUCUUUUGGCAUGUGAAUCAGACAGAAUCCAACCUGCAAUGUCAACCAAUCGUUCGAUGGUCACAACUGAACCGCAUUCACCCGCUGAUUCUGAUAUGGAGAUGGAAGAUGAUAUCACCAGGUCUGAUGUUGACCAGGCUGUGAAUCCGCCUACUGAAACUUCAACUCAAGCAACUGAUCCUGUAAGCAGCGAAUUUGAUAAAAAAAAGCAGUUGAAUGCGCUAGUGAGUUCAGCAGGAUCUGAUGCAGCCACGAUGGUUUUAUCUGAAAGACUGGGUGAAGACGGGUCAAAGCUAGCCUCCAGUCAUGGUGACUUGACAUUUGGGAGGUCAGUUUUCAGAGUUCAAAGCCCAGUCAUUAAUUCAACUGCAGCUACUGAAUAUCCCUUUUCUAGCGACAGAGUGAAAUCUUCUACAUUCUUAACUGAUGAUAAUAGUUCAUCUAAGGCUGGAGCAGCUGCCAAAUGCAUAAAUUCUGACAGCUAUUUGGGUCAAGUUAUUAAACGCAGUAGCCCAUUCAGACAUCUGCAAGACUAUGCUUCUAAUGACAGCUCAGAAAAUGACGACGAUCCAAGUUUGAAAGAUGUAAAUCCUGAAACAGUUUCACAAUUAGUUGCAGUUGGCACUGAAAAUUUGCAUAGAGAUACCAGAAUUGAUUUGGAGGGGGAUACUGGAUCUAGGAGUCUCUGCAAGACAAAAGGGGGGUUUGGGCAACUUUCUGAAUCUGGCAUUUCAUGUAAAGCUUCAGACUUUUCCUCAUAUUCACAAAGACAGGUUAAGGAGACUGUCUCACUAUCCACUGCUGGUGGAUUGAGUACCAAACUUACUGAUACUAAGUAUGAGAACCAACCAUCUAUCAACAAUGCUGCUUCUCAGAACAUUAUCCCAAAAGAAGAUGCCUCAGGAGGUGUGCAGGAAAAUGUUUCUUUUAGUGGUAAAUAUGAGGACAAUGCGGACAAUGUUGCAAAAUCUACUUCCAAUAUACAGAAAAUAGAUAGGUUUGGAAGACUGGUCAGAGAAGGUGCUACAGACAGUGACUCUGAUGAUUCACACCAUGCUUAUAGGCGUAGUAAAAGAGGGAGAAGCCGGAGCCAUUCACCUCUAGAUAGGAGGAGGAGGAGGAGGAAUCUUACUCGAAGAAUAAGAGAAAAGAGAAGUAGAUCUCGCAGCUGGUCUCCCAGGAAUCAAAGAAGUAGGAGCAGAUCUCCCUCUUUUAAGCAGGCAGGUGAAUUUAGCAGUGUCAAUGGGAGAAGAGAAAAGGGUCACUUGCAAGAAUGUUUUGAUUUUCUCCGAGGCAGGUGCUACCGUGGCGCAUUCUGUCGUUAUAUGCACCAUGAUUCUGAGAAAAAUGAUGGACCAAAGCAUCGGAGGAGCAAGCAACAAGAAGUGCAGCUUCCACCCAGUUCAAAGAAUUAUAAUACUCAUGAAGGUAACAAGAAUCUGUCACUAAAUGUAUCAGACCAUGGGCAGGAAUGGAUGAACCAGGAAAUGCAGAACAAUCAGGAUAAGCCUGCUAGCAGCAUUUGUGCUACAAAAGAUAACACUGUUGUCAAUAGCAAAGAAGAUUCUGUUUGUGAUGCAUUAGUUGAUUUGGAAAUAAUCAAAGCUGACAGUUUUAGAGUGUUUGUUGCUGAAGUGCCAAAAACUAGAGCAGUUGAAGAAAGAUCUGAAGAUGGCAAAAGUUGCAGAGAUGAAAAUUUUCAGGAAGCAAUGGAAUCUGACCAACCAAUGGUGGUUGAUAUUUUUCCCUCUAAACCUGAAAGUGAUUAUAACAUCUUUAAGUCACAUGGUGAAGCUUCUCAAGAUGUAAUUUCUUCUUUGAAGAAUUCUGUGAUUCAACAAUCUCAGUCUUUUCAGUCAGAUCCAGCACUUGGAGGCGCUGAUUAUCAUGUCCAACAAACUGAUGAUUCUUCUAUAUCUAAUACAUCACCAGAUGAAACAUCUAGCACUUCUCCAAAGAACAUUCAUAUUAGCGAAACAGUUCCAAAUUCAGCAGAUUCUUUGAACAAUCCUUCGCAGCAGCCCCCUUUUCAUCUUUAUGCUCCCAAUUCAGAUGGUAAGGAUGCUCCACAUAUGGCACAGCUAUCAAUGGAUUACAGCUUGAUGCUGCAGUCUGCAGCAUUUCAAUCUCAAUCUGCUCCCCUUGAAAAUUUUUCUUAUAUGUUGCCCAAACAAAAUUCUUGCUUUUCUCUACCAUCAAAUACAUCAUCUGCCACAUUGCCAAUGCCGCCACCACUGCUAUUGCCAGCACAUGGUGCAGCUGGAAAUGCAGUUGCUGCACCAGCAAAUGUUAAUUUGCAAUUUCAGCAGAGUUGCUUUGGUUCCCAAAUUCAAGUUGGUGAAUUCCAGCAUCGAGCCUACCCUCCACCGCAAGAGUCGCAUCAACCUCUAUUACAUUUGGAUGAUUUUAGGUUGAAGCCUCUACCUGGAUGCAAUCCAUCCAGUCAACAAAUUGGAGAUAGUGCCCUUUUUGGAGAAGAUUGUUUAAAACAGCCUUCAUUGCAAGCUACAAGUGUUUUAGAUUCCUCCAGUCGGAGCAACAAUUACCCUCAACCUAUGCCCUUUUUACAGGAUGGAUCAGCAACCAAACAAUCUCUUCCUCGUGACAAUUUACCUACAGAAGACAUUUUGAAGUCUUAUUCUCGGAGUGAUCCAUACUCACAGCGGCGACAGGCACCCUACAAUUUUCAUCAUUCUGUGCCUGAAGUUGUCUACAGUCUGCCUGGCAAUAACAUUUCUUCAUCUAUAUAUCGACCAGAUCUUCAAGAUAGAAAUCCACCAUCACAUUCUCUUGUUUCUGGAUUAUGGAGAAAUUCAACUCACUUCAAUCCUUAUGCAUCUACUUUUGAGAAGCCACUCAGCUCCAGGUUCAGUUCUGGUAUUUUCAGGCAAGAAAAGGACACAAUGUAUGGUGGCACUCAUGAUCGUCCUUUGGGUAUGAGCCAUGUCUCACUUGAUCAACAGGGUGUUGGAUCAAGAGAGGCAACUUCACCAACUUCUGCCACUGGUGUUAGGAAAAUUAUUCCUAUGUCUGGUGGUGAGUCUGGUGACCAGUAUGAUCCACUUUUUGACAGCAUUGAGCCAUCUUCAAAAUCAUAUAAAGCAUCAGAUCAUAUCCAGAAGUGGGAACCCUCUGGUGAUUCUGGUAUUGUUUUGAGGCCCAAAUGCUCAAACCAACUAUUGGAUGUGGAAGAGAACAACAAGAAGAAAGAGGUUGGUGGCAUUAUGCUUGCUACAUCUAUAGAUAAUGAGGAAUUUGGUGAGACAGCAGAUCUAGAAGUCGGUGAUAUUGAAGAUGGCAGCCAAAAUAAUCCCAAUGCUUUAACAAACAUGAAUAUGGGUGAGAUGGAGAUAGAUCAGCUAUCCCCAAGGAAGAGCAAGGACUCUAGAUCAAUGAAGCUUUUCAAGGCUUGCCUUGCACAUUUUGUAAAGGAGGUUUUAAAGCCAUCAUGGCGACAGGGUAACAUGAGCAAAGAAACAUUUAAGACUGUCGUGAAGAAGACUGUUGAUAAAGUGUCAGAAGCAAUGAAGAGCCGCCGCAUACCCAAGUCCAAGGCAAAGAUAAAUCAAUACAUUGACUCAUCACAGCAGAAAUUAACAAAACUUGUGAUGGGUUAUGUGGAUAAGUAUGCCAAAGGGUAAAAGUUCACAGUGCCUAUAGUUUUUGUUGAUGAUUCUGAUUGGAUGUACUUCCUCAUCUUCGGGACUUCUAUGCCAUUGGAGCUGCAGAACUUGAUUGAUUUGAUUGCAUAAAUUCAGAGCUGUGAGGAUAGAUGGAAAAAUUUCAGGUGGCAUUGGUAGAUUGCUCGUAUUGGAUGACACUUGUACCUGCUAGCAGUGGAAUAUAUGAAAGCCCAUAACAAGAAUUUGGAGUAUUUAUAUACCGCAGCAGAAGUUCUGAGAAGAGCUCCUAAAUGUGUAUGUUAUGGGCAUCCUUAAAUAUAAUUCUUGUGCCUAAUAUUUCCUCUGUUGGCUUCAUAUGGAAAAAUUCAUUUUUUAAAAAAGAAUUUAAACAAAUUUUUAUGCAAUCAUGUCAAAAAAAUAUUCAAUUAAAAUGAAUUUUUGUAAAAUUCUCAACUACAAACUAGCAGAGAAUGCCAUAUAUUUUGUGAGAGGUUAAUAUGUGCAAUGAAAAGUGAAAAAUAUAUUUGAGAAGGAACAUGUUAAUUGUGAA
Messenger RNA from Manihot esculenta (cassava), 5487 nucleotides. RefSeq lists its product as uncharacterized. The record is from RefSeq and is a predicted model, not a curated record. The transcript has 6 exons. Gene Ontology annotation, biological process: RNA processing. Gene Ontology annotation, molecular function: RNA binding; metal ion binding. NCBI's taxonomy places the organism in Eukaryota, Viridiplantae, Streptophyta, Magnoliopsida, Malpighiales, Euphorbiaceae. The coding region runs from base 291 to 4955 and encodes 1554 amino acids.